This is a messenger RNA of Rhopilema esculentum, 2337 nucleotides long. RefSeq lists its product as uncharacterized. The record is from RefSeq and is a predicted model, not a curated record. Lineage: Eukaryota; Metazoa; Cnidaria; Scyphozoa; Rhizostomeae; Rhizostomatidae. Gene Ontology annotation, molecular function: RNA polymerase II cis-regulatory region sequence-specific DNA binding; DNA-binding transcription factor activity, RNA polymerase II-specific. Gene Ontology annotation, biological process: regulation of transcription by RNA polymerase II.
CUUCGAAAACGCAAAAAGCAUAUCGUUAAAAAUCAUACUCGCUUUGUUAUGCAAAUACCGCGUGGGCUCCCGCGAACAAAAGAGGGCCCUGAAUAGAAUGCCGCAAGGGAGAAGAGAAUUUAUGUCAAUGCAAGAUCGAGGACAGUCCUGUUGAUAAAAGGUCGCAAAGCGAGGCUUGUAUUUGAAUUGAUUGAGGCGGAGUUAAACAGCUGCUUUGCAGUGGGCUGCGUCUCAGAUGCGAAUUUGCUGACAUGAUUUAAGGAUGAAGCGCGGUACUAUUCAACUUAUAUGCAACUUAAGGAGGUUAGCAGCAGAACCAAAGAACAUUUUUAUCAAUUUGAACUAAACUACGAUAAUCAAGACGCAUUCAAAGCUUGUCUUCAGUAACCUGGCAUGGCUCUUUCCGAACACGCAGAACCUCGUCGCCAUUCAGAGUGUGAACUGGAACAAGACACGAUUUCACUAGCUUCACUAUCAGAUGCGACAGUGCAACAAUCGCUAAGUGGAACUUUUCCUCCAUUGCUUGCAAUCAGAAAUAGCACAGAUACGUCAAUAGCAACUAAAGGCAAAGUUGAUAUUGAGUAUGAAAACAUCUAUGAUAGCAAGCUCAAGGAUCACAAAGUCACUAAAAUGAGGAGAAAAUCCAGAACUAUCUAUAACAGUUUUCAGCUGCAGGAACUCAACACAAGAUUUGCCAAAACUCAGUACUUGGCGCUUCCUGACAGAGCAGAACUUGCUGCUAAGCUGGGGCUGUCUCAAACGCAAAUAAAAAUUUGGUUUCAGAAUAAAAGAUCAAAGCUAAAGAAGACCUUAAAACUAUAUGGAGGUCAACGGUUUGACGUAUCACAAGAUUCUUGCCCCGAAUCGCCAUAUAACGGAGGACAUUCUAGUCUCUCUCACGUGUCAAGGCUUGGAGAUCCUUACGAAUCAAGGAUGGCCUGCUCUUAUGGUCCCGUAGGUCCGUACGUUGAUUACUCUGAAGAAAUUCCAUUCUUUUGCUAUCCUCAACGACCAUCUUACUUCCAAACCGCAAAGCCAAGCAUCAGUUCCAAGAUGAGCCACAACCCAGGUUCAAAACUAGCAUUUAAUCACACUAUAAAGCCAGAGCAAAAGAUCACACAAAGUUGCUCACCUAAAAGCGAAGCAAAGUCCUAUCCGCUUCGCCACCCAGAUCCGUUACCAGCAAGCUAUCUUAGUCCCAACUAUAGCCACCUAGAGCAUGGGUUUUAUCGAGACUACAAUGCCACUAGCCAUGCAUAUGGAGCACCAGCAUCCCAUUUACAAGUUAACCUUGGACAAUGGUCUAUGUACCCUACUGCUGAAAGCUAGAAACAAAUAUGUCAAUUAACCUUCAACUAGGGGGACAUGGGUGUUUUAUUCUAAUCUAUUUGUUAACAUGUACAGGCAAUAUUAAACAGGAUGAUACUUAUCUUGUAACAAUUUCCACUUGGGAACGAGGUCCUCAAGAUUUUUGAGCAGAAGAUAUCAUGAUGUAUAGACAUUUUAAUAGGUUCAUUGAAGAAAAACGAUGUUUAAACUAUGGUUAUUCAAAGUAAUUCUUUUAAUUAAAUAAAAAGCAAGAUAACAAAUUGUAGUAACAUUUUAGCAGUAAAUAGUAACAAAUUUAACAAUCAAACCAUUCAAAUUUUAUGAUCGAAUGCUCUUUCAAAGAAUCAUAUCAAUCUCUCAGACGUUAGGAUAAUAGGCGCCUUGAUUUUGCUGCGUACAGCAAAUUUUGAGCAAAAUACUUCCAACAUGUUUUUCAAAGAUACUAUCUUUAUUCAUUUACUGUGCUCUUAUUCUCUCUUGCUAGAACUUUGAUCUAAAACUUAAAUGUUAAAGAUUUGGGCAAAGAAAAGUAUUUUUAGUUUGAAUGCAAUAAUUUCGGUUCAAGUCCUUGGCAGAUUUUCUAUAUUCAAGCUGCCUCUAUCCAUAAAAUGUUUAAAUGUUUGCUUUUAUCGUGCAGAGGCUUUCUGGAAUUCUUUCUCUGAUUCAUUAUACGUACUUGUAAAUAACAUAAUGAAUAGAACACAGAAUACAAAAUAUGAAGGUUUUAUGGAGAAAACGUUAAGUAUAUCAAUAUAAAAAAUUAUCAAAUGAUAUAAUGCAGCAAUUUUUUUGCGAAAACUUAAUCAAAGUUUUAAAAGGUAAAGUCUCAAGGAAUAAAAUGUGAACCUUGCUCUUUUGUAUAACGACUUACCAUUUUAUUCGAAACUUUGGAAUUUCCUUUCCACAUUUUUGCAAUGUUAUAUUUUGCGAUCGAAGUAUAGGUAGCAGUUAUUUAACCAAAUCAUAAAAAAUUAGGUUUCAGAAUAAUGCUGAUUGUAAUAGAAUCGU